UAUUUUGUUUUGUAUUUACACAGGUAGUAACGUCGACAUAUCGAUGAGCGUUUAGUACAGUUGUUUUGUCAUUGUUUUGUUAAGUUGGACAUAUGAUUGUGUCAAGUGUUUUUAUUGACACACAAUGACACAAUAUAAACAUAUGGAUUUUUUGCUAAAGGAACUUCUGAACAUAAAUUCAAGCCCGUUGAUUUUUCACUGGGAAAGAGCACCUGCUUCAAGGACUUGUCGUGUUGGAUAUGAAAUAUAAGGAAAGAAUUGUUACAGCCACGAUUGUAACGUUAUUAGUUUUAUUUACAUUAACAAUAUUGAGGAGUAACGAUCUCUCAUUGUACGGUGAACAACGUGAAAGAGAGAAAUGUGAACCAAAACAAUCUUACAUGACAGCCGACUGGACGGUAGAUUCAAUUUACGAUAAUCUUAAUUUUACUGUCAAUCCUAAAGACGGAUUAUACACUGUGGUUGAAAACCUAGAUUUUAAUGCUGGCCACCAAAUAAAACAUUCGGAACCCCUUAAGAUUAUCGUUGUUCCACAUUCUCAUAAUGAUCCAGGUUGGCUGUGGACGUUUGAAGAUUAUUACACUAUAAGAACACGCCAGAUAUUAACUAACACUAUAGAGGCUCUACAACGAUUUCCUGAUUUUAGAAUGAUUUGGACGGAGACAGUUUUUCUUGAUAGGUGGUGGAAAGAGUCUCCAGAACCGCUAAGAUCUGCUUUCCGUGAUCUAGUACGGAAAGGUAAGAUAGAAAUAUUAUCAGGUGGUUGGGUUUCUGUCGAUGAAGCCACGACUCACUAUACCGCAGUACUAGAUCAGAUGAUAGAGGGACAUUUGUGGAUAAAAGAACAUUUUGGAAUAUACCCAAACAUAAGUUGGUCAAUUGAUCCUUUCGGCUAUUCGUCGACAUUACCGUAUUUGUGGAGGAAAGCCGGAAUGAAAGAUAUGGCAAUUUUGCGAAUUCAUGGAGCUGUCAAAGGAUAUAUGGGUAAUAGAAGGAUGCUCACGUUUAAUUGGCGACAACCAUGGGACAAACAUGGAGAUCAUGAUAUAAUGUGUCACGUUGAACCUUUCACACUGUACAACAUCGAAUGUAGUUGUGGACCGGAUACGGAGAUCUGUAAAGUAUUAGAUUUUUCUAGUGUAGGUAGUUUUCCAGACAAUGACCAACCAAUAUAUUUUGGUAAAAAUCGACAGGCAAGAAAUUUCGAAAAUUUUGCAGAAUUGGUUAUUGGGCAAUAUAAAAAGAAAGCAGCACUUUACAAGCAUAAUGUUAUAUUAAUGCCUCAUGGGGACGACUUUAGAUAUAUUGAAAGUUACGAUUUUCAGACCAAUUACGAAAACAUGAAGCGGUUAAUGGCUUAUGUUAAUGAGAGAAAAGAAUGGAAUAUUAAAAUGCAAUUCGGCACAGUGGGUGAUUACUUUGAUAUCCUUCAUGCUGAAAUGAAAAAAUCUAAAUCAAAAGAUGCCAGUUUAACUGGAGAUUUCUUCACAUACACAGAUAAAGAUAGCGAGUAUUGGAGCGGAUAUUUUACAACAAGACCUUUCGACAAGCGCAUGAUACGAGAACUGCAAGAAUAUCUAAGAGCAACGGAAACAUUUAUGUCGCUGAUUUAUGUGUACUUAUUACAAAAUACAGAUUCAAUGCCGCCUGACUUAGACAGUGAUUGGAAAUCUAUACAGUUAGCUCGACGAACGCAUAGCUUAGUACAACAUCACGAUGCAAUAACUGGAACAUCGACCGAAGGAACCGUUGUUGACUUCGAAAUUAAAAUAUAUGAAGCUAUAAAUUCAUUGAUAGAAAUUAUCCAAAAACGUGUAACUAAUCUGUUGUCGCCAGAAAUACGUACGAAUGUAGCCGAUCUAAAACUAACACGAGAGUUACCAUCUCCAAAACGUAAUCUGGAAGUUAAAACUAUAUCCAGUACAUCUGACACAAGUUCACUCGUUGUAUUAAACUCGUAUUCAGUACCUAGAAAAGAAGUAAUAAGCGUCUAUAUUGACACUUAUGAUGUUGAAGUGUUCGACAGUAAAAAUAAAGUUGUUCCGUACCAAGUAAGUCCUGUCUGGUUAAAUCAUUAUACCAUAUCUCAACAUGAGUAUCAAAUCAUUUUUGAAGUGAAUAUUCCAGCAAUCGGUUUCUCUGUGUAUAAGAUACGUAGAAAGACUUUGGUUAUCAACCAUGUGGUCAAGCCUAAUAGAAAAGACAAAUCAGUGUUUUCAAAAAUCAUCAGUGUUAAAGGAAAAAUAGAUGAUAAAUAUAGGUUAUUUACGAUAAACAAAGAUAAGGAAAAUUCCAAACCGAACUUUAUUGCAGAAAAUAAUUUCUUGAAACUAUCUUUUAUAAAAGCAACCGGUGCCUUACAUGAAAUGUGUUUGAAGACUUCGACAAAAUACUGCUCGAAAGUUGAUGUUGACUUUUUUCGUUAUUUUGGAAACAACAGCAAUGCUUACUGCUUUCAUUCAAAUAAAGUGGAAGAGGGUUUAUUGUUACAUGCUGAUUCACUGACGUUUAUAACAGGAAGAUUUAUGUCUCAGGUUAAAGUUCAUCAUAAGUUGUUUUCACACACUGUUAGCCUUUACCAUAGCAAUAGUAUUCAAGGUCAAACUGUCCACAUAGAAAACAAUUCAACGUUGCUGACACCAGAAGAACAAGAUACCGAAUUAAUGAUGCGACUAUCAACCAAUAUUCAAAAUAAAGAUAUAUAUUUUACAGAUUCUAAUGGCUUUCAAAUGAAUCGCAGAAAGCCCAGAAAAAAUUUACCAAUAGGCGCCAACUUUUACCCAUUUACAACCAUGGCAGUGAUUGAAGAUACAAAUACACGUUUGACAAUGCAUACAGCCCAACCGCUUGGUGUAGGGAGUUUUUCUCCUGGUUCAUUAGAGGUUAUGCUUGAUAGGGUGCCCAUGUCAUUUGGUAAAGGGUUGGAGGAAUCUGUGACGGACAACAAACCUGCAAUAAGUAAAUUCAUAUUGCACAUAGAACAGCUCCGUGAUCACCACACCACAACGGAUUAUAGACAGUACCAAAUGCAACCAUCCAUGACAAGUUACAUUGUAAACGAUUUUCUGCAGAACCCAGUAAUAUCUUUAUAUUCUUUCACAUCUGUGAAAUUUAAAACCAAAGAACUGUCGUUUUUGAAUCCAGAUAACUUACCUUGCGACAUUUCAAUCGCUAACUUCCGUUCAUUGUUAACUGAGUCAGGUAAAUUCAUUGGAACUGGAUUAACUUUACACAAACGUGUAACCUCUUGUAACGUUCAUCAAAACGAAAAUAUGUGUACUGGGGCGCAUGAACUUAAUCUUAAUGCAUUAUUUAAAGAUUUAACUUUAGUCAAAGUAAGUCAAAUGUCUCUUUCACAUUUACAUGAAGUGAGUAAGGAAGUCGGAAGGGUAGUCAUAAAACCCAUGGAGUUAGAAUCAUUUCAACUCAGAUGGAAAACAUAACAUCAACAAUAUGAAAGAUCUUACUUAUUUCAGUUGAAAUAAUGACGAAGCAGUCCGGCGUACGCUUUACACAGACAAACAUUGGAGUAAAGACCUUAAGAAGAAAGGGUAUAUCUAAGAAGUCAAAUACUUUAUUAAUAAAAUUGAUAAACACAGUGAUCAAAACAUCAAAAAUGGUGUAUCCUGAUGCUUCAGUAUUUAUUCAAUAAAGGAAAUUAUGAAAUACAAUCAAGUCCCUAAAUUGAUCGUGCACCUGCUGUUACCAUAUUAACUCCUAUACGACAAGUUUGAAUAUUGUGUACCAUGAAAAAUUUGAAUAUUAUUGUACCAUGAAAAGUUGGAAUAUUAUGUACCAUGAAAAGUUAAAAUAUUAUGUACCAUGAUAACGAAAGGAGGAUGUAAUCAGAAUUUUUUAGCAUUAAAUCUCUAUGAUUUGCGAUGAAAUUUUAUAGUUCUGUAAGUUUUCAUUUAUAGGGUUAAUUAACAUGCAGUUUUAGAUCUGGUCAUGGAAAAAAUAUCUAAUAUGUACAGUAUAUUGAAAGCUAUACCAGUAGUAGGCAAAGUCGAUACAUACUGCAUGAGAUAAGACUGGGAUAUGCUAAGAAACUUAUUUGACAUUUGAAUUAAAGUUUUAAAAAAUCAUUUACCUUUUUUUCAACUAUAAUUAAAGAUAAGGUCUUUCAAAUUUUAUUAUUAUUUGCCUAUAUUUUAAGAUCGAAAGAUAGCCUUGAAUAUGUUUACAUAGAAGCGACAAAAAUUACAAGUAAGAAAUAUCGAGCGCAUGCUAGUAUUGAUAAAUAUUUAUUUGA
This is a messenger RNA of Mytilus californianus (California mussel), 4252 nucleotides long. Its product is annotated as alpha-mannosidase 2-like. The transcript is spliced from 2 exons. The record is from RefSeq and is a predicted model, not a curated record. Gene Ontology annotation, cellular component: Golgi membrane. Gene Ontology annotation, biological process: protein deglycosylation; mannose metabolic process; N-glycan processing. Gene Ontology annotation, molecular function: alpha-mannosidase activity; carbohydrate binding. NCBI's taxonomy places the organism in Eukaryota, Metazoa, Mollusca, Bivalvia, Mytilida, Mytilidae. Bases 240 to 3443 code for a protein of 1067 amino acids.